AACUAUUUCGUCGACACCACCAGCGCUACAGCCGCCACCGCUCCUCCUUCCACGUCGCACAGUGAGCAAUUUCUAGCAAUGCUGCACUAUCGCCCUUCGUCGGAGUUCAGCCCUUCGACGGCACCUUCCCAAAGCAUUGCGCUUGUGCCGUACGAUUCAGAAGUUCUCUCCGUUGUCGAGCAACUUCCUAGCGGAGAGGAGGAACAAUCUAUUAUCGAGCCCCACGCGACAUUAUUCUCUCCAACAAGCCGCUUGCAGUCACUGUUGAACUUUGCGCGCUGGGCGAAUGAGCAUGAGCGAGCUCCUGUCACAUUGGACAGCUUCUUGCAGCAGGUGCAAGGCGAGCGAGACAACGUGGAAGCAGUACUCAAGAAUCAAAUGUCUACUACAGCAGCGCGCUUUGUAGACAGCCUGGCUCACCCCCUGCCGGACAGCGAAGACCAAGCUUAUGAUGCGAGUAACGACGCCGACGAUGAUCUAGGUCACCACACAGAUUUUGAAGAAGCAUCAACGGCUGCUGAAGGGCUUGAAGAGAUCGAAGGCAUUGGUGCGACACGAGAGAUUCCGCAGGCAACACAGCCGCCAAUCCGCGCGAACAACCUCAUCGCACCACAUUUGACGCCCGCCCAGCUGCCUGCAGCAAGGUUGGAACGAAAAACAGCGAAAGAAAGAGAGAGGACAGAGAAGAGAGAGGAGAAAAUAAAGGAGAUUCAGCAAAGAAGUGAGAUCUUCUGUUGCCUCAAGAGCCACGCUCAGCAAACUCUCAACCAGACGAGUGGACGGUCGUACCAAUCAGCAGAGACCAUACAGCUACACACGGGAAUUGAGGUUGAAGCUAGGUGGAUUGAACUUCGCGGCGGUAUGGCCUUUGAGAAUCCAAAGAGAUUGAAGAAAGAGAUACAGCUUGUCCUCGAGAUUAUGGCUCUGACAGCUAAGGAAGGAGAGCGCUAUUGGAUUGAGGUGCUCCUACAUCCUCUCUCAGCAGGCAUUGCGGCUCCACGCAAUGAAGCAAAGAUUCAAGUAAGCCUUCAGACGCAAGACCAACAUCGCCAAGAGAUGCGGACACGACCUUCCGACUACGAAACGAUGGGAGUUGACACGGACGCGAUCAAGGUAGGCCUUCCUACCUCAGACAACAGAUCCCCAGCCAUGCCAACAACCCAGGAUGCAUAUACAUACAAAAGUUGCAGGGCGAUCAAGGGAAUAGACCCAUUCACGGAUGUAGUGAGGGUGAACUUGCCUGGUUCAACUCUGGCAUCACCAACAAGUUUCACACCUGCUCGCUCCAACACCCCUCUUAAGAUUACCGGUAUGGAGAAAAGGUUCGGCGUCGUCGAACCCACUCCACCAGUAUCAGAUGCAGGACCUAUAGUAGAAGCGAAACUUGAAGUUGCAAACACAACUGGUGCUGGCGAGAAGGUGGUGGAAAAGGAUGUCAACGACAAGCUGAGUCGUCAAAAAGAACUACCCAGGAGCCCCAUCAAGAAAACGGUUUCAGGACUAAUGGCGCGCAAGAAAGAGCGAUCCGCAAGCACUGGCCCAGAUCACUUCCUCAGCUUGUUGGACUUGAUGAGGAAGAAGUAG
This is a messenger RNA of Macroventuria anomochaeta, 1584 nucleotides long. RefSeq lists its product as uncharacterized. NCBI's taxonomy places the organism in Eukaryota, Fungi, Ascomycota, Dothideomycetes, Pleosporales, Didymellaceae. The record is from RefSeq and is a predicted model, not a curated record. Bases 79 to 1584 code for a protein of 501 amino acids. The transcript is spliced from 2 exons.